Messenger RNA from Hordeum vulgare subsp. vulgare (domesticated barley), 802 nucleotides. Its product is annotated as ethylene-responsive transcription factor ERF109-like. NCBI's taxonomy places the organism in Eukaryota, Viridiplantae, Streptophyta, Magnoliopsida, Poales, Poaceae. Gene Ontology annotation, biological process: ethylene-activated signaling pathway; regulation of DNA-templated transcription. The coding region runs from base 16 to 789 and encodes 257 amino acids. Gene Ontology annotation, molecular function: DNA-binding transcription factor activity; DNA binding. The transcript has a single exon. The record is from RefSeq and is a predicted model, not a curated record.
GCACGAGUGCACGUCAUGGCGCCAAGGCUGGAGCGCGGCGGCGGCGGGUUCCAGCUCCCGAACUCCGACCAGGAGAACUCCCUCUUCCUUCGCGCCCUCAUCUCCGUCGUGUCCGGAGACACGGACACCGUCGUCCCCACGCUGCACCUGGAGCUUUCGCCGCCGCCCUUUGCUGCCACUCCGGCCGCGGGGACGCCUGCUGCAGCUGCUGGGUGCGUCGGCGUGGACGGCUGCCACGGCUCCUACCUCGCCGCCGCCGAGGCGAUGGCUGGCUCCAGCAGCGAGAGGGAAGGGUGCUCUGCCGCGAGCUUCUUAAAGGAUGGCGGCGUGGGGAAGAUCACGGGAAAGAGGAGGGGAGGCAAGUUCGGGGGUGUGCGUCAGCGGCCGUGGGGUAGAACGGCGGCGGAGGUCGGCGACCCACACCCCGUCAUGCGCAAGUGGCUCGGCACCUUCGACGCCGCCGCCGAGGCCGCGACCGCGUGCGCCCACGACGUCGCGGCGACAUUGGCGUUCCGCGGCCACCGCGCCAGGCUCAACUUCCUGGCCGCGGCCGCGUCAUCGUCUGCAUCGUCGUCGGCUUCUGGCUCCUCACGGGCCAUUGCGCAGCGUCAGCACUUGCCUGAGAUCAUCCAGGAGAACUGCAGGUCAAACGCGUCCUCGUCAGCGUACGUGCCGCAGCUGCCGGAGCAGGGAAGGCCGGUGGCGAGGGAGCAUGAGAUCUGGGAUGAGUUACAGGAGAUUAUGAUGAUGGACGGUACCAACUUCUCUGUGACGAACCUGCAUGAAUAGUGCAUUAUAAUUG